UCAAAAUAAUAAAAUACGAGUACUAUAUAUACAUAUAUCCUUUCUGCCUCAUUACUGUAUUUCUCCAAAUUUCAUUCCAUCAUCCAAAGAUAAAAAUAAUACAAUAAAAUGCAUCACGAUCUCUGAACAAACAAAGCGAUUCAUGAUCCUCAUAAUCUUCAUCAUCAACUGAAAUUGAAAUAGAAAUGAACAACCAUCCGCAAUUUCCGGAACACGAGCAUCUAAACUGUCCAAGAUGCGAUUCAAGCAACACUAAAUUCUGCUAUUACAAUAACUACAAUCUGCUGCAGCCACGUCAUUACUGUAAAAACUGCCGUCGUUAUUGGACUAAAGGCGGCACCCUCCGUAAAAUCCCCGUCGGAGGCGGUACUCGGAAAUCACCAGCCACCAAACCAUCGUCUAGUAAACGUCUGGCCGCUGAUUCUUCACCGGCGACUACUCCGCCAGCUCAGCUUGUGAAGGCAGAACCAUCUUCUUCUGCUUCUUCAUCUUGUGGAGUUUUUGACUUUAGUAAUAAUAAAAAUAAUAAUAAUAAUAAUAAUAAAAGUAGUAGUAGUAAUAUAAGAUCGGAAGAUGGUGGUGUGAGCGGAGGAGGUCCGGCGACCAAUCUUUCUAUUUUUACGCCAGGAUGUAGAAACAUUAUCAAGCAACAUUGCCAUGGGCAAAUGAGAGUUUUUAACAGCUGCGCAAGUCAUGUAUGCAUAGGUUUUGAUCAAAAAACGUUGAAGCACAUUAAACACAUUUGUAAAAUCGUAUUCUCAUGGGUGUUCUUCCUCCAGUUUCUAAAUUGGUGCAAAAUAAAUGACGCUUCCUGCUUUCAAGUUCAAUAAAAAUGAAGGGAACUUGAAGUAAACAACAUCACAUUGCAAUGGAACGGCGCUUAUAUGUGUAAAUGCAAAUCAUACACCAAUCAGAUGUAACAACAAAAAAACGUAUUAACUUGUGUGUAAGAGAUGGUAGAUAACGAUAUACCUUUGUGUUAUGAAUUUUCGCUAGAGAAUUAAAAGUCACCCAACGUGUACAAGCUCAUCCAUGUUAAAGCAUCAUAUCAUGUUACAACCAAACUGAACUGAUACUAAAAAAAGAUUGUACAAUAGGACAUGUGAUGAACAGUAUAUGCAUAAACCAACCAUUUACCACUAAAAUUAAUUGCAUAAUUAUGUUUACCAUCUAA
Messenger RNA from Erigeron canadensis, 1174 nucleotides. RefSeq names its product dof zinc finger protein DOF1.6-like. The record is from RefSeq and is a predicted model, not a curated record. Gene Ontology annotation, molecular function: DNA-binding transcription factor activity; DNA binding. Lineage: Eukaryota; Viridiplantae; Streptophyta; Magnoliopsida; Asterales; Asteraceae. Gene Ontology annotation, biological process: regulation of DNA-templated transcription. The coding region runs from base 186 to 830 and encodes 214 amino acids. The transcript is spliced from 2 exons.